AUGAAGUACAACUGUUGUCAACAAUCAGGUCUCUGUCCCAAGAACCAAACAUGUAAACCAAUCGACUCCCAAGAACAGCCCUGGAAACGUUUUAGCUGCGAAUGCCCAGAAGGUUACCAUGGAAACAACUGUGACGAGCCAAUCAUGUCAUGUGGCGGGUAUUUAAAUGGUCCUCGAAAAUCGGGCAUGCACAAAGUAAUGGAUUCUGAAAAGACAGUGUAUGAAGUAUACUGUCAUUUUGAAUCUGAUGUAGCUUGGACUCUGGUGCAGUCUUACAGUUUUGCAAAUGGUUCUCUUGAUCAGUUCAAGGAAUCUUUAUCCGCAGAUCGUCCUAUCAGUGAAAAUGCUCUGACAUGGAGCGGCUAUAGACUUAGCAAAGCAAGAAUGGAAUCUAUCAAAAGUAGUUCAAGUUUUCUGCAGUUCACAUGUGACUAUGAGAAACACAUUGAUUUAAACCAGUCCGACUUCGUUCAACUCGAGCUUCAACAUCUUAAAACCACAGUAGCGGGAAACAUCGUUGACGUACUUGAACUGAAUGGAUACACACCCAAUGUUGUUGUUCGCAAUGGGCGUGGUAAAGUUGGAGAAUAUGAUUUACGUGAUUGUCAAAUUCAGCUCGUUCAGUGGACGCAAUGGCCUUUGCAUGUCUAUAGGAUUUAUGGAUGUAGAUUCAACGUAUUGUUUUGUACCGACAAUAGCUAUUACAACCUUUUUGGCAGCUAUCAUUCACAUUCUGCUUGUGUUAAAAAAGUACAUCGUUGUGUGCAGAAUGCUAAUUCUACGACCCAGCUAUGGUUUGGCAUGAGUAAGACGAGUAAGGCUAGCACAACACAACCACCUCAUGGAGACACAACUUCCGGCGGUUCCGUUGAAGCCUCGGGGAAUCCCUGA
This is a messenger RNA of Paramuricea clavata, 891 nucleotides long. The record is from the annotation of a GenBank genome assembly. NCBI's taxonomy places the organism in Eukaryota, Metazoa, Cnidaria, Anthozoa, Malacalcyonacea, Plexauridae.